This is a messenger RNA of Dentiscutata heterogama, 579 nucleotides long. Lineage: Eukaryota; Fungi; Glomeromycota; Glomeromycetes; Diversisporales; Gigasporaceae. The record is from the annotation of a GenBank genome assembly.
AUGAAUGCGAAUAGCAUUUGGCGCUUAUUUUUAAUCAUUCACAUAGUUUGCUUUACGGCAAUAAAUAUUAAAGCUGAAGAUAAGAAAAGCGAAAAUGCGAUCGUAAUCACAGAAUCCAAACAAUUUAAAAAUUAUCAGGAACAAAAUUUCACGGAAAUUCCUAUUUGUAAUAAUGGCCUUUGUUUACAAAUCAAUAAUAAUAACAUCCCUGCUGGAUUCGUAGAAACUAUUGUAGCGUCUACCUUAUUUGCUAUACCAACAGAAUCAGAAACUACAAAACCUACACCAACAGCUGCAUUGGAUUGUUGUGAUACAGGUGGACCUGGCAUUAUGAACCAAUUACCAGGAGGUUUUUAUAGUAUGAGUUAUGAUGCAGUGAGUUUAGAAGAUUGCUGCAGAAAAUGUUCGGCAGAUUUUAAUUGUAUUGGAUGGGGAUAUAAUAUUAAAACUAAAUCUUGCUUUGCCGAAUCAAUAAAUGAUCCAGAUGCAGAGGAAUUUUGUAAAUAUUCAGCAGAUCAUUAUGCAAAUUUUGUUGGAGGGAGACCUGGAUGUGGUGGUUGUAGAGCUAAACUUUUAUAA